Molecule: messenger RNA, 1143 nt
Organism: Bacillus rossius redtenbacheri
Lineage: Eukaryota; Metazoa; Arthropoda; Insecta; Phasmatodea; Bacillidae
Gene: slmo
Product: protein slowmo
Exons: 5
Coding region: 160-852 (230 amino acids)
Biological process (GO): phospholipid transport
Cellular component (GO): mitochondrial intermembrane space
Molecular function (GO): phosphatidic acid transfer activity
Source: RefSeq, a predicted model, not a curated record
CUAAAUAAAUAUGUUCGAAGGUUGAUUACGUCAUAUGAAUUGUUCUCUGGCUUUCUUCCAUUACAAUUUUUGUAAUGAUUACAAGUGUAGAUUAGAUCUGUAUGUUUUAUUGAAUAUUUCGUGUUUAAUUUAUGUGGAUUUUAGUUGAAAGUAAAAGUUAUGAAAAUUUGGACUUCAGAGCACACGUUCAAUCACCCAUGGGAAACAGUGGCCCAGGCUGCAUGGAGGAAGUACCCGAACCCCAUGAACACAGCCGUCAUUGGGACGGAUGUAGUUGACAGGAGAGUCGUUGAUGGUAUCCUGCACACACACCGCCUGGUCAGCUCCAAGUGGGGCUUCCCACGCUGGGCACAGUCGCUUGUGGGGUCAACUAACAUAUGCUAUGCCAGCGAGCGGUCGGAGGUGGAUCCCAAAUCUAGACAGAUGAUAAUGAAGACAAGGAAUCUGACGUUCUGCAGCUUCAUCGCGGUGGACGAGACGGUGAGCUACCAGUGCCACCCGCAGGACCCGGCCAAGACGCUCCUGAAGCAGGAGGCGGUGGUCAUGGUCCAGGGCGUGCCCCUCAACAACUACAUGGAGGACAUGCUCGCCAGCAAGAUAUCGCUCAACGCGGGCAAGGGCCGGCAAGCUAUUGAGUGGGUCAUCGGCAAAAUAGACGCAGAGAUGAAAGAACUAGCAAGCAGUGCUGCGAAGAGCACGGACGAGCUCAUAACGCAGACAAAAAAAUCGCUGGACGACAUCACCACAUCAGCACGCAAAUCCAUGGACGAAAUCUCUUCUGCUGCAAAAAAGUCUCUUGAUGACCUUUCUUCCUUCAAACCUCGGACAAACCAAAACAUACCAAAAUUUUAGCAGUAUACAAUAUUUGUAUGAAGAGAGAUGUGCUGUUUUUCAACUACAGUAUGUGUAAAUGUCAAGUGGUGGUCACUUAAGCUUCUGUGAUGCUCGCACAUGGUUCAAGUUUUAUUGCUAUAUAUUUAUUCAAUAGACGUUAUAUAGUUUGUGCUUUUAGUGGACAUUGCUGUUAUGAUUUACGUGAAGAUGGGUUUAGAUAGCUUAAGUAUUUUGUUAGCUAUUUUUUUGGCAUAAAAUUUUAUUGUAAAUUAUACACGAAAGAAAGCAGAGUAAAUUUUUUGAAAAUCA